AAAGAUUCCGUUGGACACGCUUCAUGGACAGCGGACUAGGUUUCGCUUACGCAUAGGCGGCAAGAGAUAUUGGAAUAUAUAUUAGGGUUUUUCGGUCGUUACUCGUGAAAUGUGCAUAUUUUUUGUUCAGUUUUUAUCGCCAUGAUCUUCAUUUGUUAACGGUCGUGAUAUAAUCAACAAACAAACAAAUAAAAAAAAGGCUGCAUUUAUCAACGUGCUUCCGGUAAACAAUCUCGAGAACUGUGCACCGCAGCAUCAUUUUCGGACAGCGCCCAAAAAAGCUAAAAGCGAUUGUGAAAAGCCGGUAAGGUAAUUUUGAAUUCAGAUUCAACAAUUUGGGUUGUUGGGGUUCAAGUAACCGUUCAUUGUUAACAAAAAUGGACAAUAUAAUAGAUUCUCUCAGAGACCACUUCUACGCAAACGCUUGUCACGUUUGUUGGGCUUAUGGUAAGGAUAUCAAGUUGAAAAGAUGUGGAAAUUGCUUAAUGAUAGCUUACUGCAGUCGGGAACAUCAGAUAGUACAUUGGCCAAAACACAAAGACAUGUGUAAAGCUAUCUCGGAGUUAAAAAAAGUUGGCCUCAGCUAUCAAAUGCGAGAUUCAUUGUUUGGAAGUCUACAAGAAUCAUGGCGAGCAAUAAGAAAGACCAUGUUACGACUCAUUCAAAGCAAACUUGGUCGUCCGUUAUCAGGAUUUGAAAUAGAAAUGGUGACACUUCCAAGAUGUUGUGUGAUCUGUCAUGAAACUGAACACUCUCGUUUACGCGAUUGCACAGAAUGUCCAAGUGCUAGUUUUUGCUAUGAUCAUCCCAAGGACGUCAAACAUGACAUUCAGUGUAAAAUGUCAAAACUUCAUUUGGAGCAACACAAUGUGAUGCCCGAUAUGGUGCCUCAUUUUAAGAACACAUUUUCAUUAUUUUAUGGUGAGAACGCUCCACUGAGUAUGGAUGAAGUAAUUGAUGUUGUCAAAACACACUGUUGUUUGAGAAAAAAUUCUCCGCCAAAACUCGUAGCUGCUGUCAUUUCUACUCUUUUAACGAGUAGUUACACUUUUAUGUACUCAAUGGAAAAAUUAUCUCGAUCAAAAUUACAGAAACUGAAAGUUCAUAUCAUUGAUACAGACACAAGUAUAAUGGAUAGUCUGCUCUACUGGGAAUAUGUACUACAUCGAAAUGAAUCCCUCGAAGAGCUUCAAAUUGUACUUGUUGGUUCUUCUGUAGAUUGUAGGUACUGUAAUUGUAGGGAUUUCAACACUUCGGCAAAAAUACAACUUUGUGAGAAAUGUACAAAACAUGAUCGCAAAAUGACCAUUCAAGUUAUAGGAGUCUCGUAUGAGCAGCUAACAGCAAGCGCAAAUUUUGUGAAACCUGAUUACGUUAUUAGGUUUAAUUUGGGAACCAACGAAUCUGAAUCUGACCAUUUUGAUCCUUGGCCUGCGACAAGCAUCCGAGCAUUGGCCAAAAUUGGUUGUCCUUUUUUCAUGACUUCAUGCACUGCCGAAGAAUUAAAAAAGAAUGAAAAGAAAAUUAAUUCAAUUCUUGGAAAAGAAAUCAAACCCUUUUGGACCGGGAAAAAUCCAUUCUCCAGUAGCCAACUAGUCAGGAACUAUGAAUCUGACGACUUCUGUUAUGAUAAUCAGUAUUUGACGAUUUAUGAAGUAUUGUCUUAAGUGUUUUUUCUCAUCCUGAUAUGUAAAGAAUUUUCUUUCCUUUAGAUUUUCUGUAACAACUGAACUUAUUUAUGAGCAGUUCAGAAGUACAAAAAUAAUUUUUUCUCUAAUAUUAUAAAUUACUGUAUUAGAUUUUUGAAACAUACGGAGAAUCGCGUA
This is a messenger RNA of Venturia canescens, 1826 nucleotides long. RefSeq lists its product as uncharacterized. The record is from RefSeq and is a predicted model, not a curated record. Lineage: Eukaryota; Metazoa; Arthropoda; Insecta; Hymenoptera; Ichneumonidae. Bases 378 to 1667 code for a protein of 429 amino acids. The transcript has 2 exons.